AUAGAGUAAAUGAUAAGAUGAAUGUGACAGCUGACUAGUGUGUUCUGUAUUAGAAUAAGUGUAUGUAUUAUUACGUCAAACGAGAAAGAAGAGAGAAGUAUCACAUAAAUUUUAUUGGAGUUUGUUUAGAAGUACGUAGGCAUUAAAAUUCAAGCAUUCGAUCUGUGGCCCGUGUCAAUAUAAUUGCGUUCAAUUGGGAAUAAAUUGAACGUCAAAGAAAAUUGUUACGGUUGGGAUUUCGUCAACAAAACUUUGCAAAAUGUCUGAGAUUUUAGAUGAAGCAAUGUCAACGACAACAGGCGAUCAUGACAGUACAAGUGAAACGGUACUUCGUAAACGGAACCCAUGGAAUUCACUGGUUUCGGAUAGCAUCGAUCUUCUUGCUGAUGUCGAUGAAUUGGACGAUGAAGAGGAGGAGGAUGGUGUUGGAUGUCCUUUGCCAUCGACACCCGAGGAUAAUCAACUUUUGGAGGCUGAGAUGACCGAAGUACUUAAAGCGGGUGUUCUUUCAGAUGAAAUUGAUUUAGGAGCAUUGGCUCACAAUGCUGCCGAACAAGCCGAAGAAUUCGUCCGUAAAGUUUGGGAAGCAUCAUGGAAAGUUUGCCACUAUCGUCAUUUGCCGAAGUGGCUGCAAGACAAUAAUUUUUUGCAUCGAAACCACAGACCGCCCCUGCCAUCAUUUCGGGCCUGUUUUAAAUCGGUGUUCCGAAUCCACACUGAAACCGGCAAUAUAUGGACACAUUUGCUCGGAUGUGUGGCCUUCAUUGGCGUAGCUGCUUAUUUUCUAACCCGACCAUCCAUUGAAAUACAACUACAGGAAAAAAUUGUAUUUGGUGCCUUUUUUCUCGGUGCAAUUAUAUGUCUUGGAUGUUCAUUUGUUUUUCACACACUGUGCUGUCACUCGGAAACAGUUGGAAAAUUGUUUUCAAAACUUGACUACUGUGGCAUCGCAAUGCUUAUUAUGGGAUCAUUUGUACCGUGGCUGUACUAUGGUUUCUACUGUCAUUACGAGCAUAAAUUGGUUUAUUUGUCGGUUGUACUGGUGUUAGGAGCAAUGUCCAUCAUUGUGUCGCUUUACGAUAAGUUCUCCGAGCCCGCAUUAAGACCCGUUCGAGCUGGUGUAUUUGCAAGCUUUGGUCUAUCAGGUAUUAUUCCGGCUAUUCAUUAUGGAUUAAUGGAGGGUUGGUUCAAUAAAAUAAGUCAAGCUAGCCUCGGAUGGUUGAUUUUGAUGGGACUAUUAUACAUUCUUGGGGCUGUGUUCUAUGCAUUGCGCGUCCCAGAAAGAUGGUUUCCAGGCAAAUUCGAUUUAUGGUUUCAAUCCCACCAAAUUUUCCAUGUGCUAGUGAUUGCAGCCGCUUUCGUUCAUUACCAUGGAAUCAGCGAAAUGGCCAUGUACCGGGUUACCGUUGGCGAAUGUGAAAUUCCACAUUCAGCCAUCACAUUCUAGAGACAAAUAACCAGAUUACAUAGAAUGAGGCUAUUCUGCUGAUAAAACACAUAAUCAAUUUUACUAUGAUAAAAAAAAUCCUAUAAUAUUGUUAUAUUUAUUAAGAGAGAAGAAAAUACCACACAACUACCACAAUAGAUAUCAACCAUGAAUUGACGGAAUGAUUUGGGCUAGAUUUGGACGGGGAUGAUUUAAUUUUUGAUGGGGCACAAUCGGGGGAAUGAAACACUUUAGAUGUAAAUAUUCAAUGAAAGUACAUUUUUUGAAGUAGACUCUCUCAUGUGAUGGAUGAAUGUGCACCGAAUCAAUAGUAAUUUUUUUCCUGAAAAAAAAUGUUGAAUUAUGCAACAAUCAAUUUCAAGUACCAGACUGUGGAGCAAAAUCACUGCAAUAACUACACAUUUUUCACUCACAUGCUUGUAAUUGUACCAAAUAUACAUUCAAAAACAA
Molecule: messenger RNA, 1897 nt
Organism: Sitodiplosis mosellana (orange wheat blossom midge)
Lineage: Eukaryota; Metazoa; Arthropoda; Insecta; Diptera; Cecidomyiidae
Gene: AdipoR
Product: adiponectin receptor protein
Exons: 8
Coding region: 260-1447 (395 amino acids)
Biological process (GO): adiponectin-activated signaling pathway
Cellular component (GO): plasma membrane
Molecular function (GO): signaling receptor activity
Source: RefSeq, a predicted model, not a curated record